GGCAUUUUAGUUUUAAAUUUGCGACGGUUUGUUGAAAAUCAAGCUAGCGAUCGCGGCGGAAAAAAUCGCUUCGAGUAAAAUAAUUUUCAAAAAAUAUAUAUGCUUAAUUGGGGAUUCAAGUCUGCAUAGAAUAUAAACCAGGUUGCAGGGCUUUUUCAAGUGCGAGUAAAGUGAUAAAAUCAGGAAAUUCUAAAAUAACGACCAGUUUGCUGCCAAAUUUACAUAACCAAAUCGAAAUCGAUCGAAAUGGGCAUUCCGGAUAUCCGACUGCUGGUGACGCUGGAUUUCGAGGUCUAUGGACAUGUACAAGGCCUGAAUCUCACGAAAGACACCCGCGAUCGCUGCACCAAGGCGGGAAUCACUGGCUGGGUGAAGAACAGCAAACAGGGCACCAUUGUGGGCAAGAUGCAGGGGCCCAAGGAGGAGGUGGACAAGAUGAUCACCUGGCUGUCCACUGAGGGCUCACCCGGCUGCCAAAUCGAUCGCUGUGAGGUCCGGAACCAGGGCAAUCUCAGCCGACUGGACUACAAGGACUUUGCCAUUAGGUUUUAGAUGUGGUCCGGUUUGUGUGGCCUUAUAGUUUUGUGUGUUUGUUUUGUGCAUUACUUGGCUAAGUUUGUAAAUACGAGUAAAUAAUAAAGAAUUUAAUCAU
Molecule: messenger RNA, 652 nt
Organism: Drosophila melanogaster (fruit fly)
Lineage: Eukaryota; Metazoa; Arthropoda; Insecta; Diptera; Drosophilidae
Exons: 3
Coding region: 247-552 (101 amino acids)
Molecular function (GO): acylphosphatase activity
Source: RefSeq, marked reviewed